Molecule: messenger RNA, 1159 nt
Organism: Branchiostoma floridae (Florida lancelet)
Lineage: Eukaryota; Metazoa; Chordata; Leptocardii; Amphioxiformes; Branchiostomatidae
Product: lysoplasmalogenase-like protein TMEM86A
Exons: 2
Coding region: 6-560 (184 amino acids)
Cellular component (GO): membrane
Source: RefSeq, a predicted model, not a curated record
AGAAGAUGUGUCACUCGGCGUACGUACGCCUCCUAGCGACUGGUCUGAUGUUCUCAGCCGUAGGAGACUUCUGCUUGUUCUGGAUACACUCAAAAGAAUGGUUUAUUUUCGGUCUCCUAGCCUUCGCCGUGGCACAGCUUCUCUACGCCUUGGCUUUUGACGUCACUCGCGUUACCUUUGACGGUAGCACCGUCGUCACCAUGGCAACCGCAGUCCUGACGUACGUCUACAUCCUCCCGGGGUUGAAGGGCGUCAUGACGUCACUUGUCGGCUUGUACGUCAUCCUCAUCUUCUCCAUGACAGCUGCGUCGACGUCACGUUUACGUCGGGAUGUGACGUGGCCACGACUGUCCGCCUGCUUCGGCGCAGUGCUGUUCGUCGUGUCCGACUUUGUCCUGGCCGUGAACAAGUUCCGCUUCCCCCUCCCACAUGCUAGGUUUCUCAAUUUGUCCACGUACUUCGUUGCGCAGUGCCUUAUAGCAUUCUCUGUUCUGGAGUCUAAGGAAGAUCCCAAAGAUUUGGGGAAACCCAAAAGACAACUUGAAGGUAAAGAGAAGUGAUACCGUUGUAAUGACAGAACUAGACAUCGGCGGUUAUACCUGUCCAGUUGUCCUGUAGAGCUGAUUAUGUCGAGAAAACAAAAUGUGGGAAAAUUUCCCUACCAACACAGUUUGCGAUAAAUCUCGGCACAAAGUCAGCCAUCUUCCAUCGCACAAAAGUGCCUAAUUCAUCACGAAUGGGGUAUCAUUUCUGCGGACAAUUUCGGAGCUAGCUCGCAUGGUCAGAUGACCCAUGAAUGAAAGAUCAUCAUAUAGAUAGCAAACUGAUAGGGUGCCAUUGUAAAGUUUAUGAUGAGGUAAAUUUAGUCCCACUGGCUCUUUUGAGGCCCUAAGGGUAGUGGUCCGUUAUCCACUGUGUCUAGAACACAGUAUUGGGAGGCAGAGUUCAUCAGUUUCCUUCCACCACCUGUUAAUGAAUAACCUGUAAAAUUACUUAGUCAUAUAACGUUAACGCAUUGAAAUUAAUAAAGUAACAAUGGAGGUAUGACCGACCGAAGAAUGUUUUCAAACUUUUUAUUGUAUUGAGUUUGAUACAUAUAUAUAGAAAUAUACGUUUUUGGCAUACAAUCAAUAAAUAAAUCAGUUGUUGUUUGCCGUAA